GGCAGGCAGCGGCGGGGCUCGCAGACGGGCUUCCAGCUCCCUCUCUCUGUGCGCGUCGCAUGUGUCCGUGUGUGUCUCUCGGGGGGGGAGGGGGGCUUAUUGUGCUGCCCUGACCGAGCGGUGGCAAGUGAUUUGAAAGGAAGAAAAGGCUCCGAAUAAUUGCAAUAAGAAAAGAAAGAAAGGCGAGGGCGGCCGAGGCAGAAUAAAAGGAGGCUGGGCUGCUUUGCAUUGGAGAUCGGGGCGCUAUUGAGGAGCCGGUGAAAAGUGGUGUUGUUUUCCACUCGUGCAUGCUCCAAUCGGUGGAGUAUAUUAGAGUCGGGAGCAGCCGGCCGCAGCAGCAGUCUCGGCGCGAGCAGCAGCAGCGUGCACGGAGGCGGCAUGCGCUUACCCAGGCGACCCGCUCUCGCCCCUCUGCUCCUCGCCUUGCUAUGCCUGCGGGGAAAGGUGACUCGAGCGUCCGGACAGUUCGAGCUGGAGAUAUUAUCCAUGCAAAACGUCAAUGGCGAAUUGCAAAAUGGGAAUUGCUGCGAUGGCCCCCGAAACCCAGGAGAUAGGAAGUGCACCAAAGACGAGUGUGAUACGUAUUUUAAAGUUUGCCUGAAGGAGUAUCAGUCCCGGGUCUCUGCUGGCGGCCCUUGCAGCUUCGGCUCCGGAUCUACUCCUGUCAUCGGAGGAAAUACCUUUAAUUUAAAAUACAACCGGAAUAACGAAAGGAACCGGAUUGUUCUCCCGUUCAGCUUUGCCUGGCCGCGAUCCUAUACGUUGCUUGUUGAGGCGUGGGAUUACAGCAAUGACACUGCUAAUCCUGAUAGCAUUAUUGAAAAGGCAUCCCACUCCGGUAUGAUCAAUCCGAGCCGUCAGUGGCAGACUUUGAAACAAAACGCAGGCAUUGCCCAUUUUGAGUACCAGAUCCGGGUGACUUGUGAUGAGCAUUACUAUGGCUUUGGCUGCAACAAGUUUUGUCGACCAAGAGACGACUUCUUUGGCCACCAUACCUGUGAUCAGAACGGCAACAAGACUUGUCUGGAAGGCUGGAUGGGGCCAGAAUGCAGCAAAGCUAUUUGCCGUCAGGGCUGUAGUCCUAAGCAUGGCUCUUGCAAAAUUCCAGGAGAAUGCAGGUGUCAGUACGGAUGGCAAGGCCAGUACUGUGAUAAGUGCAUUCCGCACCCAGGAUGUGUCCAUGGCACUUGCAUUGAACCAUGGCAAUGCCUCUGUGAAACCAACUGGGGUGGUCAGCUCUGUGAUAAAGAUCUUAACUACUGUGGGACUCACCCGCCUUGUUUGAAUGGUGGUACCUGCAGCAACACUGGGCCUGACAAAUAUCAAUGUUCCUGCCCCGAGGGCUACUCAGGACAGAACUGUGAAAUCGCGGAACACGCCUGCCUUUCUGAUCCUUGUCACAAUGGAGGAAGCUGCUUAGAAACCUCUACCGGAUUUGAGUGUGUGUGCACGCCUGGCUGGGCCGGACCAACGUGCACUCUUAAUAUUGAUGAUUGUUCUCCGAAUCCCUGUGGUCAUGGAGGCACCUGCCAGGAUCUCGUUGAUGGGUUCAAGUGCAUUUGCCCACCUCAGUGGACUGGGAAAACGUGCCAGCUAGAUGCGAAUGAAUGUGAAGGCAAACCUUGUGUCAAUGCCAACUCCUGCAGGAACCUGAUUGGCAGCUACUAUUGUGACUGCAUUGCUGGCUGGUCUGGCCAGAAUUGUGACAUAAAUAUUAAUGACUGUCUUGGACAAUGUCAGAAUGGAGGAUCCUGCCGGGACUUGGUUAAUGGUUAUCGAUGUAUCUGUCCGCCUGGCUACGCAGGAGAUCACUGUGAGAAAGACAUCAAUGAAUGUGCAAGCAACCCUUGCUUGAAUGGGGGUCACUGUCAGGAUGAAAUCAAUGGAUUCCAGUGUCUGUGUCCUGCUGGUUUCUCAGGAAACCUCUGUCAGUUGGACAUAGAUUAUUGUGAGCCCAACCCUUGCCAGAACGGUGCCCAGUGCUUCAAUCUUAACACAGAUUACUUCUGUAACUGUUCAGAAGAUUAUGAGGGAAAGAACUGCUCCCACCUGAAAGAUCACUGUCGCACUACUCCUUGUGAAGUAAUUGACAGCUGUACAGUGGCUGUGGCUUCUAACAGCACACCCGAAGGAGUUCGUUAUAUUUCUUCAAAUGUCUGCGGUCCCCAUGGGAAAUGCAAGAGCCAAGCAGGUGGAAAAUUCACCUGUGAAUGCAACAAAGGCUUCACCGGCACCUACUGCCAUGAAAAUAUCAAUGACUGUGAAAGCAAUCCAUGUAAAAAUGGUGGCACUUGCAUUGACGGCAUCAACUCCUACAAAUGUAUUUGUAGUGAUGGAUGGGAAGGAAUUUAUUGUGAAACAAAUAUUAAUGACUGCAGUAAAAACCCUUGCCACAAUGGGGGGACGUGCCGAGAUUUGGUCAAUGACUUCUUCUGUGAAUGUAAAAACGGAUGGAAAGGAAAAACUUGCCACUCUCGUGAUAGCCAGUGCGAUGAGGCUACAUGCAAUAAUGGAGGAACGUGCUAUGAUGAGGGGGACACUUUCAAGUGCAUGUGCCCUGCGGGAUGGGAAGGAGCCACUUGUAAUAUAGCGAGAAACAGCAGCUGCUUGCCAAAUCCCUGUCAUAAUGGUGGUACCUGUGUCAUCAGUGCGGAUUCUUUUACUUGUGUCUGCAAAGAGGGCUGGGAAGGACCUACUUGCACUCAGAAUACAAAUGAUUGCAGUCCUCAUCCUUGUUACAACAGUGGAACUUGUGUUGAUGGAGACAACUGGUACCGCUGUGAAUGUGCUCCAGGCUUUGCUGGUCCAGACUGCAGGAUAAAUAUCAACGAAUGCCAGUCGUCACCCUGUGCCUUUGGAGCUACAUGCGUGGAUGAAAUUAAUGGGUACCGUUGCAUUUGCCCACCUGGUCGCAGUGGCCCAAGAUGCCAAGAAGUUACAGGAAGGCCUUGUAUUAACAAUGGGCGAGUGAUGUCUGAUGGAGCUAAAUGGGAUGAUGAUUGCAAUACCUGUCAGUGUUGGAAUGGAAAGGUUGCAUGCUCUAAGGUUUGGUGUGGUCCUAGACCUUGCCUGAUACAUGCCAAAGGUCACGAGUGCCCAGCUGGCCACACCUGUGUCCCUAUUAAGGAUGACCACUGCUUUACACAUCCCUGUUCUGGAGUGGGUGUAUGCUGGCCUUCAAAUCAACAACCAGUAAAGACCAAAUGUAAUUCGGACUCUUACUAUCAGGACAAUUGUGCCAACAUCACUUUUACCUUCAACAAAGAGCUGAUGGUCUCAGGUCUUACCACUGAGCACAUCUGCAGUGACUUGAGGAAUCUUAAUAUUUUGAAGAAUGUUUCUGUUGAAUAUUCAAUCUACAUUACCUGUGAGCCUUCACACUUAGCCAACAAUGAAAUCCAUGUUGCUAUUUCUGCUGAAGAUAUAGGAAAGGAUGAAAACCCUGUCAAAGAAAUCACAGAUAAAAUUAUUGACCUGGUUAGUAAGCGUGAUGGAAACAACACACUAAUUGCUGCCGUUGCAGAAGUCAGGGUACAGCGGCGACCAAUUAAAAAUAAAACAGAUUUCUUGGUGCCAUUAUUGAGCUCUGUUUUAACAGUAGCUUGGAUCUGUUGCCUGGUAACUGCCUUCUUCUGGUGCAUUCGGAAACGCAGAAAGCAGAGCAGCCACACUCAUACGGCGUCAGACGACAACACUACAAACAACGUGCGGGAGCAGCUGAAUCAGAUCAAGAACCCCAUUGAGAAACACGGUGCAAACACGGUUCCCAUCAAAGACUAUGAAAACAAGAACUCCAAAAUCGCCAAAAUAAGGACACACAACUCGGAAGUGGAGGAAGAUGACAUGGACAAGCACCAGCAGAAGAGCCGCUUUGUCAAACAGCCAGCGUAUACACUGGUAGACAGAGAUGAAAAGCCCCCCAAUAGCACUCCGACAAAACACCCGAACUGGACAAACAAACAAGACAACAGAGACUUGGAAAGUGCACAAAGUUUAAAUCGGAUGGAGUACAUUGUAUAGCAGACAGUGCUGCCAUGCAGAGCCUUUAGAUGUCAUUAUAAAGGCACUCGGAGCUUGUAGUUCUUAAACUGUUGUGUAAUAUUUGAGUCUAAGGCUAUUAUUUACUUAGAAUCCCUGUGUUAAUUUAAGUUUUGACAAGCUGGCUUACACUGGCAAUGAUAGUUGCUGUGGUUGGCUGGAAUACCAAGUGCUGCAUUUCACAUCUAUGCAAAACUAGUCAAAAGUGCCCUAAUGUAAAUUCAGCUGUAGCUGAUACAUCAUGGAAAUGUUUCAUAUGGUAUUGCAUAGCCUUAUUAGGUCCUCUUUAGUGUCAACUUUCUUUUUGCCAGAUGUCCUGAUUUAUACCUUUAUAGAAAAUACAUUUUAUUUAUAUUUAUUGAAUCUGAGUUUUUUGUAUAUUGGUUUUAUGGUGACGUACAACUAGUUCUGUAUUUGAAAG
Gopherus flavomarginatus (Mexican gopher tortoise) is the source of this 4459-nucleotide messenger RNA. It is a transcript of the gene JAG1, whose product is annotated as jagged canonical Notch ligand 1. The record is from RefSeq and is a predicted model, not a curated record. Gene Ontology annotation, molecular function: Notch binding; calcium ion binding. Gene Ontology annotation, biological process: multicellular organism development; cell communication; Notch signaling pathway. Bases 379 to 4020 code for a protein of 1213 amino acids. Lineage: Eukaryota; Metazoa; Chordata; Testudines; Testudinidae. The transcript is spliced from 26 exons. Gene Ontology annotation, cellular component: membrane.